AUGCCAGAUCUCACUUGCAAAAGUUUCACUUGUUUAUCAUUUAAUCACAAUGAGGGACAAUCGGAGUGCGUUUUGAGCGACAGCAACCGAGGACUGUCGGGCCAAAUGAUCUAUUCGCCGGGCUGGACUUACUACGAGCGCAAAGUUUACUCUGUCAAUUGCAGCUCGAAUUUUGAAUGCCCCAGUGGAAAGUGCAUUAAUCAGACAUCCGUGUGUGAUGGACGUGACGACUGUGGGGACCGAUCUGACGAAUGCGAAAUUGUUUGCCAAUCUCAACUUGAUUUCCAAAUUAGAUUAGCUGGCUCCAACAAGACCAACGAAGGCCGCGUAGAAGUCAAAGUAUUUGGCCGAUGGGGAGCUAUCUGUGAUGACCAUUUCAGUGCAAAUGAUGCCAACGUGAUUUGUCGCCAGUUAGGGUUCCCCUUAGGAGUUCAAGGCAUCCCUCGCUCCAAAUUUGUCGAAAACUUUUUCAAUUACGCCUUUGAAACGCGAGGCAAAUUCCAUACCACGAAAACAUAG
Molecule: messenger RNA, 519 nt
Organism: Daphnia pulicaria
Lineage: Eukaryota; Metazoa; Arthropoda; Branchiopoda; Diplostraca; Daphniidae
Product: scavenger receptor cysteine-rich domain superfamily protein-like
Exons: 5
Coding region: 1-519 (172 amino acids)
Cellular component (GO): membrane
Molecular function (GO): protein binding
Source: RefSeq, a predicted model, not a curated record